Messenger RNA from Raphanus sativus (radish), 531 nucleotides. Its product is annotated as histone H4. The coding region runs from base 58 to 369 and encodes 103 amino acids. Gene Ontology annotation, molecular function: DNA binding; structural constituent of chromatin; protein heterodimerization activity. The record is from RefSeq and is a predicted model, not a curated record. Gene Ontology annotation, cellular component: nucleosome. The transcript has a single exon. Lineage: Eukaryota; Viridiplantae; Streptophyta; Magnoliopsida; Brassicales; Brassicaceae. Gene Ontology annotation, biological process: nucleosome assembly.
GAUCUACACACAUCGCAGUCCUUAAACACUUUCUCUAAUUUCAAAAAAAGAAAAAAAAUGUCAGGGCGCGGAAAGGGAGGGAAGGGAUUGGGAAAGGGAGGAGCCAAGAGGCACAGGAAGGUCCUCCGAGACAACAUCCAGGGGAUCACCAAGCCGGCGAUCCGUCGUCUAGCGAGGAGAGGCGGCGUGAAGCGUAUCAGCGGUUUGAUCUACGAGGAGACACGCGGCGUUCUCAAGAUCUUCCUCGAGAAUGUGAUCCGUGACGCCGUUACUUACACCGAGCACGCUCGCAGGAAGACGGUGACGGCGAUGGAUGUUGUGUACGCGUUGAAGAGGCAGGGGAGGACUCUGUACGGUUUCGGCGGCUGAAGGGGAGGGGGGAUGGAAUCGGAGUUUGUAAAUCGCGUUUGCGUUUUAGGGUUUGGUAGGUUAAGAUGUCUCUUAAGCUGUCUUUUAGGAUUGCGUUUGAAUGUUUAAAAGAAAAAUGCUAAGAAUGUUUUUAAUUGAAUGAAAAAAGCUUUUAUCUGUUUA